AUGAUUCAAAGCGAUCAAUUCGGAGGUAGUGCUCAUGAGUGUCCUUUUGCUCAUUUGGACAACUUUCUUGAGUUGUGUACAACUAUCAAGCAAAAUAACAUUUCGGAAGAGUUUAUUCGGAUGCACAUGUUUCAAUUCUCCCUCCGUGAUAAAACAAAGCAUUGGUUAAGAACGGUUGAAGAGGGAUCAUUGAGUACUUGGAAUGAGGUGACUAGAGCCUUUCUUGGGAAGCAUUUCCCUCCCGAGAAAACGGCCGAAUUCAGAUGGAAGAUCACCAAUUUCAACCAAGAAACAUUGAGUGAAGCAUGGGAGCGGUUCAAAGAUUACACUAAAAUAUGCCCUCACCACGGUUUCACCUCAUGGAUCAUAGUGCUAAGCUUCUAUGAUGGUCUUACUCCUACCUCAAGGGCCAACCUUGAUUCGGGAGCCGGAGGUAACCUUAAAAAGCUAUUGGUUGAUAAGGCCUACAAAAUGAUUGAGGAAGUUGCCAAGCAUUAUGCUUAUGGGGGUGAUAAAAGGCAAAGUCAACACAAGAAGGGCGGUAAGCAUGAUCUUGAAGCAAUAGUUCUUACUGCGUCAAAGGCUGAUAUGUUAGCUCGAAAGCUAGAUCAAGUGAACAAUGUGCUCGGUAGCUCCUCCUCACAAGUCAUGUCUUGUGAGACUUGUGGAAGAAACGAUCACUUUCCAUCCUAUUGCAACAAUAUAACGGAGCAUGUGGCUUCACUUGGGAGGAAUGAUCCUUACUCUCAAACUUUUAACCAAGGUUGGAAGAAACAUCCAAAUUUUGGGUGUAAACAACCCAAUCAAGCUCCCCCUCCUCAAAACAAUUACAACCAAGCUCCUCCUUACAAUCUACCCCCUCCACAACAACAAGCUUCCUAUCGCCACCCCAACCAAAGAGACAAUGUCCAACAAAGACCCCAAUACAAUCAAGCCCCUCCUCCUCAAAAAUUCAACAUUGAAUCCAUUUUGGAAACCUUCAUGACCCAACAAAUCAAGAUCAAUGGGGAAGUUAGUAGCUCAAUUCAACAACACCAAGCACACAACAAGAUGAUUGAAAGUCAAUUAUCUCAAAUUGCACAACAAGUUGGGUGCUCCCCUAACCCUGGUGGUCAAUUUCCAAGCACAACGGUAAAGAAUCCAAUAGAGCAUGCGAAAUCAAUCACCUUGAUUUUGGAAGGGGGAUAUGAAGCUCCAAUUAUGAGAGAAAAUUUUUCCAAAAAGGGAGAUGAGGGAGAUAGUUGGGUAGAUGAAAGUGAGUUUGAAAAUGAGGUGAGUGAGGAGGUGAGAGGAAGGUCAAAAUUGAGUGAUGAGGGUGCCUCAAAGAGAGACGAGGAAGAGUUGAAAAGCCAAGCUCCAUUAAAAGCAUAUGAGCCUCGUGUUCCAUUCCCUCAUAGAAUGAUAGAGAAAAAUCUAAAUAAGAAACUUUCCAAGUUCCUUGAUGAAAUAAAAGGACUUCAAUCAAACAUUCCACUUCUUCAUGCUUUGUCACAAAUGCCUAAAUAUGCAAAGUUUUUGAAAUACAUUCUUUCUAACAAGAGUAGGCUUGAGGAGAGUGAUUCUAUCUCCCUUCCAACCGAGAUAAGUGUUAUUCCUCAAAAUGAGCUUCCCGAGAAGUUUGGUGACCCCGGUAGUUUUGCUAUACCGGUGAAGGUUGGGGAUCUUGAAUAA
Molecule: messenger RNA, 1671 nt
Organism: Chenopodium quinoa (quinoa)
Lineage: Eukaryota; Viridiplantae; Streptophyta; Magnoliopsida; Caryophyllales; Amaranthaceae
Exons: 1
Coding region: 1-1671 (556 amino acids)
Source: RefSeq, a predicted model, not a curated record